AUGAGUUCGGCAAGACUCGACUGUGUGGUAAAACCUCCACAACAGGGAUCCGAGCGACUGGUCGCCGUCGACAAAACGGAUCAACGAGGAGACGCUGCGGUUCCAAAAAAUAGCCUCGGCCUCUUUGCUGCGACCAUCACAACUUGGAGCUGCGGCCGCAGGCACAAAGCCAAACCCAUACUCGAACUGAGUUUUUACGUAAGCGCCUUCCUACAGUUUCCGAUCUUUGACCACAACAUCAUGGCGAUGGCUCUAAUGGCGGUGUCGCUCGGACCAACUCGAAACACCUCGAAGUCGACUGACGACCACCGCAACGACGACCACGACAACUGCAAAUCAAUAGUAACGCACAAAUUGUGCAGCCUUCGACGCAAAAAUAUGCAUCCUGCGUGA
Soboliphyme baturini is the source of this 393-nucleotide messenger RNA. The record is from the annotation of a GenBank genome assembly. NCBI's taxonomy places the organism in Eukaryota, Metazoa, Nematoda, Enoplea, Dioctophymatida, Soboliphymatidae.